Messenger RNA from Carlito syrichta (Philippine tarsier), 2315 nucleotides. RefSeq names its product fibulin 1 (gene FBLN1). Gene Ontology annotation, cellular component: extracellular region. The record is from RefSeq and is a predicted model, not a curated record. Gene Ontology annotation, biological process: extracellular matrix organization. Bases 19 to 2100 code for a protein of 693 amino acids. Gene Ontology annotation, molecular function: peptidase activator activity; calcium ion binding. Lineage: Eukaryota; Metazoa; Chordata; Mammalia; Primates; Tarsiidae. The transcript is spliced from 16 exons.
GGGGACUACAUGGGGUGAAUGGUGAUCCUCCCAUCAGCUCGUUCUCUUCCCUGGACAGUGGGUGCAGACACCUUCAUGGAAGCUUGCUGUGCAGACGGACACCGGAUGGCCACUCAGCAGAAGGACUGCUCGCUGCCAUAUGCCUCGGAAUCCAAAGAAUGCAGGAUGGUCCGGGAGCAGUGCUGCCACAACCAGCUGGAGGAGCUGCACUGUGCCACAGGCAUCAACCUAGCCAACGAGCAGGACAGCUGUGCCAUGUCCCAAGGUGACAACUCCAGCCUGGAGGCCAUGUUUGUGAAGAGGUGCUGCCACUGCUGUCUGCUAGGGAGGGCGGCCCAGGUCCAGGGUCAGAGCUGCGAGUACAGCCUCAUGGUCGGCUACCAGUGUGGACUGGUCUUCCGGGCGUGCUGCGUCAAGGGCCAGGAGACUGCAGAUUUUGCCCCUGGGGACGUCGGGGACCUCCAAGAAACAGCUAAGAUUUCUGAGGUGGAAGAGGAACAAGAGGACCCAUACCUGAAUGACCGCUGCCGAGGUGGCGGGCCUUGUAAGCAGCAGUGCCGUGACACAGGAGAUGAGGUGGUCUGCUCAUGCUUCGUGGGCUACCAGCUGCUGCCCGAUGGUGUCUCCUGUGAAGAUAUCAAUGAAUGCAUCACGGGCGCCCACGCUUGCCGGCUUGGAGAGUCCUGCAUCAAUACAGUGGGCUCUUUCCGCUGCCAGCGGGACAGCAGCUGCGGGACUGGCUAUGAGCUCACAGAGGACAAUAACUGCAAAGAUAUUGACGAGUGUGAGAAUGGUAUUCAUAACUGCCUCCCCGAUUUUAUCUGUCAGAAUACUCUGGGAUCCUUCCGCUGCAGACCCAAGCUACAGUGCAAGAGCGGCUUUAUACAAGAUGCUCUAGGCAACUGUAUUGAUAUCAAUGAGUGCUUAAGUAUCAGUGCCCCGUGCCCUGUUGGGCAGACAUGCAUCAAUACGGAGGGCUCCUACACAUGCCAGAAGAAUGUGCCCAACUGUGGCCGUGGCUACCAUCUCAAUGAGGAGGGAACGCGUUGUGUUGAUGUGGAUGAGUGCGCGCCACCUGCUGAGCCCUGUGGGAAGGGGCACCGCUGCAUGAACUCCCCCGGCAGCUUCCGCUGCGAGUGCAAGGCUGGUUACUAUUUCGACGGCAUCAGCAGGAUUUGUGUGGACAUCAACGAGUGCCAGCGCUACCCCGGGCGCCUAUGUGGACACAGGUGUGAGAACACACCAGGCUCCUAUGUCUGUAGCUGCUCUGUGGGCUUCCGGCUUUCUGUGGAUGGCCGGUCAUGUGAAGACAUCAAUGAGUGCAACAGCAACCCCUGCAGCCAGGAGUGUGCCAAUGUCUACGGCUCCUACCAGUGUUACUGCCGGCGAGGUUACCAGCUCAGUGAUGUGGAUGGGGUCACCUGUGAAGAUAUUGACGAGUGUGCCCUGCCCACCGGGGGCCACAUCUGCUCCUACCGCUGUAUCAACAUCCCUGGAAGCUUCCAGUGCAGCUGCCCCUCAUCCGGCUACAGGCUGGCCCCCAAUGGCCGCAACUGCCAAGACAUUGACGAAUGUGUGACUGGCAUCCACAACUGCUCCAUUAAUGAGACCUGCUUCAACAUCCAGGGCGGUUUCCGCUGUCUGUCCUUUGAGUGCCCUGAGAACUACCGCCGCUCUGGAGACACGCCCCACCAAGAGAAGUCAGACACCGUUCGCUGCAUCAAGUCCUGCCGCCCCAACGAUGUCACUUGCAUGUUCGACCUGGUGCACACCAUCUCCCACACUGUUGUCUCGCUGCCUACCUUCCGCGAGUUCACCCGCCCUGAAGAGAUCAUCUUCCUCCGGGCCAUCAUGCCCCUGCAACCUGCCAGCCAGGCCAACAUCAUCUUCGACAUAACGGAAGGGAACCUCCGGGACUCCUUCGACAUCAUCAAGCGCUACAUGGAUGGCAUGACCGUGGGUGUCGUGCGCCAAGUGCGGCCCAUCGUGGGACCAUUUCAUGCCGUCUUGAAACUGGAGAUGAACUAUGUGGUUGGGGGUGUGGUCUCCCACCGAAAUGUCGUGAAUGUUCACAUCUUCGUCUCUGAGUACUGGUUCUGAGGACUGGUCUGCAGUGCAGCCAAGGGUGCACUUCCAGGCCAAGUCAUUGCUGCCAGCGACUAUGCCCUGUACUUAUUUGUACCCCUCAGACAUUUCUUAAUGUUAUGUAUUUGUUUGUAGUGUUAGACCCACAUGUAUUAAGCUGAGCCAGAUGAAUAAGUCCAUCUGAUGUAUUUUGGUGUUUAAAUAAUGAGUCCAAUUGUUCCACUGUUUGG